Pygocentrus nattereri (red-bellied piranha) is the source of this 3729-nucleotide messenger RNA. It is a transcript of the gene smc1b, whose product is annotated as structural maintenance of chromosomes 1B. The coding region runs from base 1 to 3729 and encodes 1242 amino acids. Gene Ontology annotation, cellular component: chromosome; nucleus; cohesin complex. The record is from RefSeq and is a predicted model, not a curated record. Gene Ontology annotation, biological process: sister chromatid cohesion. Gene Ontology annotation, molecular function: ATP binding; protein binding; DNA binding. The transcript has 25 exons. NCBI's taxonomy places the organism in Eukaryota, Metazoa, Chordata, Actinopteri, Characiformes, Serrasalmidae.
AUGGGCUACUUAAAGCAGUUAGACGUGGAGAAUUUCAAGUCGUGGCGAGGAAAGCAGACGAUAGGUCCGUUUAUGCGAUUUAACUGCAUUAUCGGCACCAACGGCUCAGGCAAGUCCAAUGUCAUGGAUGCAAUGGGCUUUGUGAUGGGAGAGCGAGUCUCCAGUCUCCGAGUGAAACACACCAAAGACCUCAUCCACGGAGCUCACAUCGGCAAACCCGUGUCAGCCACCGCCUCGGUCACCAUGCGCUUCUGCGACGAUAACGACGACGAAAUCGUCUUCAGCAGAACCAUCUCAGGUGAAUCCUCAGAGUACCGUGUAAAUGGCAGGCAGAUCACACUGGCUAAAUACACAGGAGAGCUGGAAAAGAUUGGCAUCGUGGUCAAAGCCAGGAACUGUCUAGUCUUUCAGGGUGCCGUGGAGUCGAUUGCUAUGAUGAAUGCGAAGGAGCGCACAAAGAUGUUUGAGCGCAUCAGUAACUCCUUGGAGCUGGCUAAAGAGUACGACACCAAGCUGGCAGCCUUACAGAAAGCGAAGGAGGACACUCAGUUUCACUUUAACAGGAAACGGGCAGCUGCUGCAGAGAAGAAGCAGGUCUUCAAGGACAAGACUGAGGCAGAGAAAUAUCAGACGCUGUUGGACGAGCUCGGUGAAAGCAAGCUCCAGCUCAGCCUCUUCCAGCUUUACCACAACGAGAAGGGCAUAGAGGCACGGUCGGAGUCUCUGAGAGAGAAGCAGGAGGAAGUUGCUGCCACGAAGAGCGCCAUGGGUGUAUGGGAGCAAGCUGUGAAGGCUAGGAAGAAGGAGCAUGGACGGUUAACCAGAGAGCUACAGAAACUUGAGAAAGAGAUCAGGUCCCAGGAGCAAAUCCUUAGCCAGCAAAGGCCUCAGUACAUCAAAGCUAAAGUGAACACAGCUCACCACCAGCGCAAGGCCGAAGAGGCACGAGCCAGCUUGCAGAAGAGCCAGAAGCAGCAGGCCAAGAAGGAGCAAGAUCUGCAGGAGCUAGAGAGGGAACUGGCAGAGCUGGAGAAAGCCUGGAGGACGUACGAGAGAGAGAUGGAGGAGCAGGGAGCCCAGAGGGGUGCAGGUGUACAGCUGGAUGAAGCUCAGCUGGAGCGAUAUAAGGAACUAAAGGAACUGGCAAGGAAAAAGGGAGCCGUCUUUGUCCAGAAGGCUGAGAAACUACGCUGGGAGGUGAAGGCAGAUCGGGAGAAGCUAGAGUUCGACAAAAGGCGAAAGAGCGAGGUGGAGGCAAACAUUAAGCAUUCUCAGACACAACUGGAUGACUUAAACAAGAGGGCAGGGAAACUGGAGGAAUACGCCAACACCUCUAACAAAGCUCUGGAAGAGCUACGAGAGCAAGAGGAGCGUCUGGUGGAAGAGUUGGAGCGUGGCCGUGUACGGAUGCAGGAGUUGAACGAGGAGCUGGUGAAUGUGCUAGGGGAGCUGCAGAACGCUCGCGUUGAUAGUCAGGAGAACCGUCGGCAGCAGAGGAGAGAUGAGGUCCUCGAAAGCCUGUGCAGACUCUACCCGGAUGUUGUGUAUGGGCGCUUGGUGGAUUUAUGUCAACCCAUCCACAAGAAAUACCAGCUUGCUGUUACCAAGGUGUUUGGCAAAUACAUGAACGCUAUAGUGGUGUCUUCAGUGAAGGUGGCCCGUGACUGCAUUAAGUUUGUAAAAGAGGAAAGAGCUGAGCCAGAAACCUUCCUCCCUAUUGACUACCUAGAUGUGAACCCUCUGAACGAGCGUCUAAGGGAAAUGCGAGGAGCCAAGAUGGUGGUGGAUGUGGUGCAGUGUUCCCAGAAUGCUCCUCAACUGAAGAGAGUGGUGCAGUUUGUGUGUGGGAAUGCCCUGGUUUGCGAGACUCUCAAAGAUGCCCGCAACAUUGCUUUUGGUGGCCCUGAACGCUUCAAGACUGUAGCUCUGGAUGGUACCAUGUUCUCCAGAUCAGGCGUGAUCUCCGGCGGCUCUGUGCACCUGCGCAGCAAAGCUCGACGCUGGGAGGAGAAAGAGAUGAGUGGCCUGAAAGAGAGGAAGGAGCAGCUCACUGCAGAGCUGAGGGAGCUGAUGAAAAUGAGACGAAAGGAUGCUGAGCUGAAGCAGGUUAGAGCCCAGGUUCAAGGAAUUCAGACUCGCCUUAAAUAUACCAACUCUGAGUUGGAGACCAUCCGUAAGAAGAGCAUCCCCGCCUGCCAUGCGGAAAUCUCCAGAUUGGCUAGUGAGCUCUCAAACUUAGAGUCCCACAUCGAGAUGCAGGCAGAAAAUGUGCAAGUGAAGGACAGUGAUAUGAUGGCCAUUCAGCAGAAAGUCAAUCAGUUGGAGGAUAUGGUGUUCUUAGAUUUCUGUGCUGAGAUUGGGGUGGCCAACAUUCGUGAAUAUGAACAAGACUACAUGAGGCAGCAAGAAGACAUUGAGCAAAAGCGACUACAGUUUGAGUCCCAGAAUACAAGACUUAACACACAGCUGGAAUAUGAGCGCGAGCAACUAGACAAACAACGCAGGAACAUGAGAAAAAUAGAGGAUUCAGCCCAAAAAGAAGAGGAUGUAAUUCUCACCUUGAGAGAGGAGGAAGAAAGGCUACUGGCUGUUGUAGAUGAGACUCAGUCCAAGCUCCUGGAGCUAAAAAACUUGCUGGCGGGACAGAAGGCCUCCAUUAAUGAGGCCAAGGCUGAGCUGGACAUGAAAGUUAGGGGCCAUCAGGAGAAGUCCAGAGAGCUGGUGAAACAACAGAAGGAGCUAAUCUCUGCAGAGACAGCUUUGGAACAGCAGAGGCUGCAUAAGCACAACCUGCUGCUGGCCUGUAAAAUUGAAAGCCUUCCCCUUACUCUCCUUUCAGGAACACUGGAUGAGAUCAGCGAUGUUCAGCUGGACUCAGAGUCCCAGACUACCUGUACACUGGACAUCUAUGAGCGUGAGGCACAUGUGGUGUUUGACUAUGGACCGCUAGGAGACGAGCUAAAAAGUCUGACUGAGAUGGAUGAGGUGGAAUCCCAGUUGGAGAUAAUACAAGAGAGAGUGUCACAUCUGGAAAAACUGAUACAGGUGUCCAAGCCACCCAACCUGAAAGCCCUCGAGAAGAUGAGGGAGGUGAAAGACAGCUUCCGUGGAGUCAUAGAUGCGUUCGAGGCCAGCACAAGCGUAGCUAAGAAGUGCCAUCGGGAGUUUGAGCAGGUGAAAGCAAAGCGCUUCAGUCUCUUCAGCCAGUGCUUUGAGCAUGUGUCGGUCGCCAUCAACCAGAUCUACAAACAGCUGUGCAGAAAUGACAGUGCCCAAGCUAUUCUGAGUGCUGAGAAUCCAGAUGAGCCAUAUCUGGAUGGCAUCAGCUAUAACUGUGUGGCGCCUGGUAAGAGAUUUAUGGCCAUGGACAAUCUGUCAGGAGGAGAGAAGUCUAUUGCAGCCCUUGCUGUGGUGUUUGCUAUCCACAGCUUCCGCCCUGCUCCAUUCUUUGUGUUAGAUGAGGUGGACGCUGCAUUGGACAACACAAACAUCGGCAAGGUAACAAGCUUCAUUAGGGAGCAAUCCAGAGAGAAUUUCCAGAUUAUCGUCAUCUCACUGAAGGAAGAGUUUUAUUCACGCUCAGAUGCCCUGUUAGGGGUCUACUCUGAGUUUAAUGAGUGCAUGUUCAGCCGCCUCCUCUCCCUGGACCUCACUCCGUACCCCCUCAAUGAGGAGAACGGCAAUGAGAGAAAGAGCUGUGAUGGAGAAACAGGGAAAGAAGCAAAAUGA